CUGUUUCUUCUUCUCCUUCUUCUUCUCCUUCUCCUUCGUCUUCUUCCCCAAAUUCAAAGUUUCAAAAUGUCAGAGGAGUGAAGUUCAGAGCCUCCCCCAGUCGCUGCAGAGCUUGUGUCUUCACUGGUUCGUCUCCGAAUUGGGAACUUCCUCUCACUUCAGGUGGGUUUCCGAAUGUGAUAGAAUUGGCUGACGGAAAUGUCCCUCCUCAGUAGAUUCUUCUACAAAAGACCCCCAGAUGGGUUGCUCGAAUUUGUCGACCGGGUUUACGUUUUCGAUUCCUGCUUCUCAACGGAGGUAUUGCCGGACGAAAUGUACCAAGUCUACCUGCAUGAGAUCUUGGCUGAGUUACAUGAAGAGUUUCCGGACUCGGCAUUUCUUGCUUUCAAUUUCCGUGAAGGUGAGAAACGCAGCCAAUUCGCCAAAACUCUGUGCGACUAUGACGUCACUAUCAUGGAUUAUCCGCGCCAGUAUGAGGGUUGUCCCCUCUUACCUUUGUCAUUAAUUCAACAUUUUCUUCGCGUCUGCGAGAGCUGGCUAUUGGUUGCGAAUCAGCAGAACAUCAUUCUACUGCACUGCGAGAGAGGAGGUUGGCCACUCUUGGCAUUCCUGCUGGCAGCUUUCUUGAUUUUCAGAAAAUUGUACGGUGGAGAACGGAGAACGCUCGAAAUUGUUCACCGAGAGGCUCCUAAAGGAUUUUUGCAGCUCCUCUCACCGUUGAAUCCGUUGCCUUCCCAGCUUCGGUACCUUCAGUAUAUUGCAAGGAGGAAUAUGUCUCCUGAGUGGCCACCUCCAGAACGAGCACUUUCUUUGGAUUGUAUAAUCUUGAGAGCCAUUCCUAGCUUUGAUUCGCAGAACGGUUGCAGGCCACUUAUCCGUAUAUUCGGUCGGAAUCUCCUUAGUAGAGGGGGCCUUUCGACGCAGAUGCUUUUCUCCAUGUCCAAGACGAAAAAGGCCCUUCGACAUUAUCGACAGGGGGACUGUGAUGUCAUUAAAAUCGACAUCCAAUGUCUCGUGCAAGGAGAUGUGGUCCUGGAGUGCGUCCACUUGGACUUGGACUCAGAAAGGGAAGUUAUGAUGUUCCGGAUAUUGUUCAAUACUGCAUUCAUCCGAUCAAACAUACUGAUGCUGAACUCUGAGAACUUGGACAUUCUUUGGGAUUCAAAGGAGCGGUAUCCAAAAGGAUUUCGUGCAGAGGUAUUGUUUGGGGAUGUUGAGAGUGUCUCUCCACCGAGAGCCCCGAUCACUGUUUUGAAUGGAGAGGAAAAAGGCGGAUUGCCCUUAGAAGCUUUCUCCAGGGUUCAGGAACUUUUCAGUGGUGUUGAAUGGGUCGACAGCAAUGAUGAUGCUGCACUUUGGUUGCUUAAACAACUUUCAGUCUUGACUGAUGUGAAAGAACUGUCUAGGCUACAAAACAAAGCAAGUUUGUACACUUCACCCGCUGAUUCCGAGGAUGAAAAUAAUACCUCCAGUGCAGCAGAUAGUUCGGAUGAAGCAUUCGAAUUUUUCCCAAAGCAGUCAACAGAUCCGAGAAAUUCUGUGAUGCAAACAAGUUUUGAUAGCGAUGAUGUGCUGGAUGCAAAAUUUACUUCAGAACUUGUGGAUCAAGAAUCAGAUACAGUUGAUACUCCACCUAUUGAUCAGCAACCAUGCCUUGCCGACGGAACAGCUCAAACUCACUUGCUUGAAUCAACCUCGUCUAUGGCAUCUCCUGUCUCCGAUUGUCUACCCCAACCACCAGUGUCACUAGUAGAGCCACCACCACCGCCACCCCCUCCUCCUCUUGUACGAUCUUCCCAUCAACCACCAGCUCCCCCUUCACUUCCCUCUAGUAAUGCUUCUAAGGCGCCACCUCCACCGCCACCACCUCCUCCACCUCUUUUGCCAACUUUUCAUCCACCACCACCGCCACCUCCCCCUUUACCUCUUUCCAGUAACAUAGCUAAAGGGCCACAUAGCCCACGGCCACCCCCACGGCCACCCCCACCUCCACCUCAACCUCCACAUGUCAAUCACCAAAAAAAUUCAUCAAUGCUAACUUCUACUGUUGAUGGAGCUGCAUUGCCAUCAAAAGGUCUGCCUCAUGCCCCUUCUUUUCCUUCUAAUUCUAUGCCAUCCCCUAAUAUCCCACCACCACCUCCCCCACCUCCAACAUCUAAACUCCCUCCACUAGGUCCUACACCUCCCCCACCACCUCCACCAUUUUCAUCUAGAUCAAGGCAAUUAUCUGCAAUGGCGCCGCCUCCACCUCCGCCGCUGCCUCCACCGUCCCAAUUUGUUUCAUCUAAAGGAUCUACCUUUCCUUCUCCUCCUACUCCUCCUCCUCCUCCUCCUCCUCUUCCGCCUCCCUACUUCACAUCCUUCCCAAGUCAAUCAUCCCUGCCUAAUCCAAUGCAAUCACCACCAUUGCCACCGCCGCCUCCUCCACCUCCUACCUUUAGUUCUAAAGGUCCUCCUCUCCCUCCACCAACUUCCUCACUUUCCUCUGUGCAUAGCCAAACAUCUUUAGGGCUGUCACCUUCAUUUUCAGACUCUGGAACUUUUAAGUUGCGGGGACCACCGCCGCCGCCACCUCCUCCACCUCCCCCAGCAUUAUCGCAUUUAAAGUCUGCCACAAGAGGUGCUGUUCCCGGAGAAUCUCCUUCACCUUCCACAGCAAAUAUCAAUUCCACAGUAAACCUUCCCAAGCCACCUCCACCGCCGCCACCACCUCCUUCAGGCCCUGGACAGCCAGGUUUAUCUCCAUCACCAACAGUUCCAAAGCCUCCCGGUGCACCUCCUCCACCGCCGCCGCCACCUCCUUCAGGUCCUGGACGGCCAGGUCUAUCCCCAUCACCACCAGCUCGAAAUCCUCCCUCUGCACCACCUCCACCGCCAGCUCCAAAGCCUCCCGGUGCACCACCUCCACCACCUGCUCCAAAGCCUCCUGGUCCACCUCCAUUUCCGGGAGCUAAGGGGACAAAUGUAGCGCCGCCACCUCUGCCAUCUAGUGGAAGGGGAAGAACUCUAGGGUCAAUGAAUCAAGGGAGGGGUCGAUCUGCUGGUGCGACUUCUAUCCCACCUAAAAAAAACUCUCUUAAACCUCUGCACUGGGUAAAAGUAACACGUGCAAUGCAAGGAAGUUUAUGGGCUGAUUCUCAGAAGCUGGAAAAUCAAUCAAGGGCCCCUGAAAUAGACAUAUCAGAACUUGAGAGUCUCUUCUCGGCAGCUACUUUGGAUGGAAGUGGGAGUAACAAAGCUGGUGGUCGGCGUUCUAACAUCAAUAAACCUGAGAAAGUGCAAUUGGUUGACUUGCGUAGAGCAUAUAAUUGUGAAAUAAUGCUCUCAAAGAUAAAAAUUCCUCUGCCGGAUAUGAUGAAUGCAGUACUGGCUUUGGAUUCUUCAGCUUUGGACAUUGAUCAGGUUGAAAAUCUCAUCAAGUUCUGUCCUACCAAGGAAGAAAUGGAGACUUUGAAGAAUUAUGCUGGUGACAAGGGAUCGCUAGGGAGGUGUGAACAGUUUUUCUUGGAACUGAUGAAGGUUCCCCGCAUUGAAUCCAAGUUACGAGUGUUUGCUUUCAGGAUCACCUUUUCAAGUCAGGUUAAUGACCUAAGGUCUAACCUCAGUACCAUUAAUGAUGCAGCUGAAGAGGUGAAAGAGUCAGUCAAACUACGUCAGAUAAUGCAAACCAUUCUCACUCUGGGCAAUGCAUUGAACCAAGGAACUGCACGAGGUUCCGCUAUUGGCUUCAAGCUGGACAGCCUCCUUAAAUUGUCUGAUACUCGUGCAAGAAACAACAAGAUGACUUUGAUGCAUUACCUAUGCAAGCUUCUUGCUGAAAAAAUGCCAGAAUUGCUGGAUUUUGGCAAGGAUCUUGUUCAUUUAGAAGCUGCUUCUAAGAUCCAAUUGAAAUCUUUGGCUGAGGAAAUGCAAGCUGUGAGCAAAGGUCUUGAAAAGGUCGAGCAAGAACUUGCUGGUUCUGAAAAUGAUGGUGCCAUAUCUGCUGGCUUCCAGAAAGUGUUGAAGAGCUUUCUUGACACUGCUGAAGCUGAAGUGAGGUCACUCAUUUCAUUGUACUCUGAAGUGGGCCGCAAUGCCGAUUCUCUAUGUCAAUAUUUUGGAGAGGAUCCAGCUCGCUGUCCCUUUGAACAAGUGACUCAAAUCUUGGCCGUCUUCGUGAAGAUGUUCAAUAAGUCACGUGAAGAGAAUGAAAGGCAGGCUGAUGCGGAGAAAAAGAAACAAGAGAAAGAAGCUAUGAAAGAAAAGACUGCUGCUAAUUCGACUGCGAGAAGAUAAAGGGCUUGUCUAAACCAAAAGAAGCGAUAUUGCAAAUGUCUCUAAACAACCUCCUGAUUUGACAUGGCAUACGAAACUACCUAGCACACGCAAAAGGUGGAUUUGGAGCACAGCUCAGUUAUCGUGUGCCCAAAAUGCUCGGGGUUUAUUGAACAGUCAAUUUUGAUUGACUGGUACGUCCCUUGGGCUUCCACUGCUGCAUCAAAGCGAACUUCGGCACGUCGAAAUCACCUCGAGACAGAAAACUUUUGCAAAAAUUUACUUUGCUAAGGCGGGAUGCAGCAUAUUAACACCGCUGUCAUGUCCGCUUUUCAUCUUUAGUAUGAUGCUAACUGGGUGUCAUGCUGAAAGUCCUGUAUAGCUCGUAGAAGUUCAAUUUUGUAGGCAAUGAAUUUGAGUGGCACUACGCAAUGUUAAUGCUACGCCAGAGGCAGAAGUAAGAAAUUCAUUUUGAAUUUCAAAAACAAAAGCAAAUAAUUGCGGUUAUUCGGAUAUUCUGAGUUUCUUGUUUGCAUUCUAUCAGUAUAUGCAUACGAGCGUUUGCCCAAA
Molecule: messenger RNA, 4824 nt
Organism: Syzygium oleosum
Lineage: Eukaryota; Viridiplantae; Streptophyta; Magnoliopsida; Myrtales; Myrtaceae
Product: formin-like protein 14
Exons: 18
Coding region: 199-4275 (1358 amino acids)
Source: RefSeq, a predicted model, not a curated record